This is a messenger RNA of Oppia nitens, 849 nucleotides long. Its product is annotated as venom peptide SjAPI-like. The record is from RefSeq and is a predicted model, not a curated record. The transcript has 2 exons. Lineage: Eukaryota; Metazoa; Arthropoda; Arachnida; Sarcoptiformes; Oppiidae. Bases 145 to 486 code for a protein of 113 amino acids.
CAAUUCUUUUGAUUGAUAUUUCAAAUUGAGAACCUAUUGAAUGCUUACAUUAAAGUUAUAUAAAUAUAUCUGUUGUUCAAAAAGUUUUGGUAUUCACUCUUAUCAAGCCUUUGGCAAAACUAUACAUAUAUUUUGUGAUAGAAAAUGAAAUUUUUAAUUACAAUAAUUUGUUUAUUUUUAAUGAUUGAUUGGUUGAGAAGUCAAGAAUUGCCACCGAGUGUACCACAAGUACCACAAAUUAAUACGGAUUGUGGCCAAAAUUCAUCGUUCAAACGCUGUCUAACCCGAUGUCCGCUUACUUGCAGUAAUUACUUGAAUCCACCUAAAGGUUGUGUACCUAACUGUGCCAUUGGUUGUGAGUGUCAUCAGGGGUUCAUCAAAGUAGAUAAGGGUCCGUACAGUCAAUGUGUCCGACCCUUUGAGUGCGCCCUUUACGGCAAAAAGUCGUCGAUAUUUAGCAAGAAAUUGCUUAACAAAAGUAUUUGAUGACCACUCAAAUGCUUUUCAAUAUCUAUCAUAUCAUCAUUUUUAAUGUUUUUAUUACUUAAUUUACUGGAUUUGCAUUAUUGUUAAAAAUCAUUUUUCAUUAUUUUAAAUAUUAAUACUAAACAUGUUUUGCUAUCAUUUGUCAACAUUUUUAUUGUUAUGAUUAUUACUAUUAUUAUAAACAUUUUUUGUUAACAAUCUUAAUCUAUAAGGUUUGAUAUGCAUAUACUGGUUAUUAAAUAACUUUAUUUUUGAUUGGUUUCAUAAUUUGUUAUUUAUGAUUGUUCAUUAUUUAUUCAUAAUAAGCAAGUUUUUUUAAUAAUUAAAAUAAAAAACAGUUAAUAUAUUAUAUCAAUUAUUGUG